GACACGAAGUUGUCAAAUUAUUCGAUUUAUAUCAAAUAUCCUUUAUCAAGAAGACUCAUUAAACUUUUAUAAUCCAAAUUUCUAGUAUUUUGGGAACACUAUCAGAUAAUACUACUAUAUAAUAUUUGUGAACAUUGAAAUUCUUGAAAUGUUCUUUAAUUAUUCAAAUCUUUUUCAACUUUACUCGAGAAUUUCAAAGUUAAAGUCUUAGUUGGUGAACCUACACGUCUAACUGCUCACUCACGAACAUUCGAAAUAAAUUAACCAAUGUCAAUUGAGACGAUGGUAUUGAUAGUGCUCUAACUGAUAUAAACUCUAAAUGAAUUCCUUUUACUUCAAAGUAUGAAGAAAUUUUUGAAGAAAACUUUCCAUAGUAUGACAUCAAAAUGAGGCAUUCAUCAAAGUACAAAUUUGACCCUAAAAUAAAACAUCUAAAUGCUCAGCUUGAUAAACUUUUCACGAUUUCCAAGGUCAAUCCUAAAUAUUUGAAUGAACAUAAGGCACUAAAGAGAAAAUAUGAUUACACUAUAACAGAAUAUAAACGAAAGUAUUAUGCUGACCAAAUAUACAUCUCACAAAACAAAACAAAAAAGUCUAGCAAAUUGUGAUAUCUAUAACUAGAAGGAGUAAAAUACACAACAUCCAUUGCCUUCUGGAGAUCCAACGAAAAUAGUCGAAGAUUUCAAUGAAUUUUUCGCAAAAUCGGCUUCAAAUUGUGGUAACACUGAAACAGACGUCCUACUCUCUAAUCUGAAUCGCACAGAUAAAUCAUUUUACUUGUUUACUGUUACAGUGUUUGUUGAAUAACAAAUGGAAGUUACAUUAUAUCUAUCGUAUAACUUAUUAUAUACUGAAAAAAUAAUCAAUCACAAACUGAAAAUAUAAUUAACUCAUCAUAAUUAUAAUUCUUGUUCCAAUAAUUUAGGUAUAUUCCUGAGGAUUUAACUGAUCAAAUAAUUUGUGGUAUUUUUCCAGUUCCAAUUCCUAAAUUACAACAUGAAUUCAUGGAAUCUGAGCCCAGCAUUUUAUAAUUUUUAUAAGAAAAAUUAUUGUACGAAUGAAAAUUGAUGCAUAAUUAGAUAAUGAAUUAAUGCUAUCAACUUCUUUCAAAUAAUCUAAUCCAUAAUUCCCAUAAUAUCUUUACUAUCGCAGAAAAUGAUCAGUUAGAGAAACACAAUUCUUCAAGUAGUCGAUAAUUAUUCUGAAAAAUGACUGACUGCUGAAAUUUGCGAUUCAUUAUCUAGAAUGUUGUAAUUUGAAAAAAAAAUUGCAGAAAUAUUCAUAUAUGAAUAAUGCGGAAUUAUAUAUUAUCAGAUUAAACUUCGCAUUAUCAGUUUCCGCUUGCGAUUGCAAAUUGGAGAAUUAUGAUAAAAUAUUAACACAUUUCAUAGUGAAUUGAAUACCAGAAAAUUUAUAAUUAUUGAAGAUUUGGUAAAGGACUUCGAAAAACAAAUUGAAAUCACCAGUUUCUGAGACGUUAGUUCAACUUCAGGCAAUGCUUAUAAUCCAAUCAAGUCAAACGGGUUUUCAGAAAUAAUCAACGAUUAUCUAUGUAAUAUUUUGUGGUUGAAUUUUUUUUCGAUGAAGUUCAAUAAUUUUGUAUCAUUAGUCAAACCUUAUGCUUAUUAUUCUUCUUGUUAUUGAUUGACAUUAGGAAAUUGACAAGGUUAUGCUCCUAGUAACUCAUUUGUGAUUAUUUGAAUGCGUACGUUGAAAAUUUCAUUCAAAUUAUCUACAAUUUCGGAAAUGAUAAGUGACUUCCUGAUAAAGGAGAAAUAUUCAUGAAAAUUUCAUGCUGAAAGAUUUCAUAUUUUACCUUCACUGCCAUAGUGAAGGCGAGGUGUGGCCGACGUGGGAGUUAAAGUAAUCAAUAAUUCAGAUAUUCGAAAGGACAUAGUGAGAAAAUUUAAAGAAAUUUCGUGAAUAUCUCAUGGGGAUUACAACACUGCGUCAAACGAUAAAUAUAGUCAUAUUUACUAACGAAUAAGCGAGUAUCAAUCUAUAUACAUAUUCAAGGCGAAAUUUAUAUCUCUCCACGAAAAUCAUCUGGACUGAUGCACUUCAUGGUUACGAAACUACAAGGACAGUAAUUCAGACAUUCAGCAAAAAAUCCAUAAUGUAAUUAUAUAUUUGAUCAAAAGGAACAGCGAACUAUCAUUUUGAUAGCCAGAGAAACAUAAAAAAAUACUUACAAUAUAAAAUACAUCACACAUAAAAAAAUACAUAAAUAAUUUGUUGAAAUUGCAUUAAUUUUAUGAAUAAAACCAGAUUGUGGAAUUCCCUUCAUUUGUUCUAUCUUUGAUGUUUGAAAUCUAAACGUCGGGUGUGUUUUGUCGCUUUUGAAUUUCGGUUGAUUUUUUUCAUCGAUUCUCUGAGCAGUAUCCCUAAAAAACAUCGAAUGUGUAAACCUUUCUUCCUUCAAUCGCGCCUUUCUUUGAGAAGCUUAUUCAUCAAUUCUUCUGUAACGGAGAACCAUAUUUUCGUAUUCUUCUUUAAUCGAUACGAUGUCGAAAAUACUGUCGCUGGUGUAUAUAUUGUCGGCUUCUUUUUCCAAAUCUGAUUUUAAAAUACUAUUAUCGUUAUGAAUUUCUGGGGAGUAUUCACAAAGAAAGAUGAAAUCCGUCAAUCCAGAACUUUUGAUUGGAGCUGAAGACGUCUGAAACUGAAGACCCCGUUCAUUUUCAACGGAUAGAAUUCCGAACGGUUUGAAAUUCAGGACUGUCGUUUAGAUUGGACGAUUCCCCUCUAAACUGAAGAUCUCAACCUGACGAUCGCUGAGAGAAAACUGACGAUCUGAAAACCGACAAUUUGGAUCGACAGGUCACGUAGUAGGUAUUUUGAUUUCGAUUUUUCAUACUAGUUCCAUAAAAAAAGUGAAGAUUGAAAUAAUGAUUCCUAAUCAGUACAACAUUGAUAUUGACUUAAAAAAUUUAAAUUUUUAUCCAAUGGGCUGCUAUAUCUUCCUCAAUGACCUUAUGUUGUCCUAACAAGUUCUUUACAGCAUUCAGCAUUCCCUAUGUCCUGAUUUAUCAGAAGGGUCUCAAUAUCGCCCAUCCAAAAGUUGAUGUAUUUGAUGCCCAUUAUAUGAUCAUAUUGUUUUGAAACUUCUUUGAGUUUUUCAUUCUUUUCCUUGGUCUUUUCUUGAAGGUAAUCCCACUGACUAGAAAUAUUCCCUAAGCGUUCGCGAACUGCUGGGUUCAACUUUUCAGAUUCGUUAUAUAUUAAAUUACGACCAUUGCCCAAAACUUCCAUAACGCGUCUAGUGUUAGAUUCAAUUUCAACCCAUCGAAAUGUUAGUCGAUUUGUGUCUGUCUGCAUCAUAAAUUUAUUCUUGAUUCAACAUGUCAGCUUACGAGCCAAGUUCUCGUUAUUUGUGGGAGGUUUUAAUUUUCUGCAUUCAUAUGAAUAAAUCUGCGGCAGAGGCUCACCUAAUGCUCUAAAAUACCUAUCGUGAGUCCGCUAUUUGCGAAAGAACAUGCCGAGAGUGGUUUCAACCUACCAAAAACGGGAAUUUUGACGUCGAAGACCAGCAUGGCGGUGAAAGAGAGAAGGUUUGCGAAGAUGCAGAAUUGGAAGCAUUAACAUUAAGGUAUAAACAGACCGACGCGGAACUGCAGGAGCGAGACGGGAACGAAACUUUUGCGAGAUUGAAAUGAACGGCGGGAUAUGGAGGAGUGCAUAUCGGUAUGAAUAGAACGCAUGUGAAUUGCAGUGUUUUCUCGCAGUUCGCACAGUAGUUUUGUCUCAUUAUUAUCGCGUUGGUGUGCAUGCUAUGAAAUCUGUCCACUACCGCAUCUAACGCAUAGCACCCUUUCCCGUUUCCGCUAACGCAGUUCGCGUCGGUCUUUUCAUACCUUUAUUUGAUCAAGUCUCGUGUCAAACGCAAAAAGAAUUGGCAGGAUCAUUAGAAGUGUCGCAAACAGCCAUUAUGAAACGCCUGAAAGACAUGAUUCAGAAUCAAGGAAAUUAGGUGCCGUACGAAGUGAAGCCGAGCGAUGUUGAACAGCGUUUGUUUCCUUGUGAAUAGCUGCUUGCAAGACAAAGACGGAAGAGAUUUCUUUGUCGCUUUGUGACUGGAGACGAAAGAAUGUGUUCAUUACUGUAACGUUGUGAGUUUAAUUCUUAGGUAGAACAUAUGUUGAUUUCACAUCUGUUAUUAUUACUGAUAAAAUAAAUCAGUUUUAAUCCAAACCUCGUUUAAGAUACAUCUCAGUUACCUAAAUUAUCACAGUGGCGACGAGGAUGGGAUUAGGCAUUUAACUAUAGUUCCUCACCAUCCUGCUAGUAACGGCGCAGCCGAAAACGCAGUAAAAACAGUAAAACAAGCGUUAAUCAAGGCAAAUUAUGAAAGACAGAACUUAGACAUUUUUUUACGCGCAAAUCGAGUUGGAUGAUGAAUCAAAAAAAUUGGUAACUAUUAACACCCAUAAGUGUUUAUUUCAAUAUAAUCGCUUACCGUAUGGUAUAUCCUCAAGUCCAGGGAUUUUUCAAAGAAUUAUGGAAACUCUUUUUAAUGAUAUUAGCGGAAUAUAUAUUUUUUGGAUGAUAUUUUAAUAGCAAGUGAAAGUGAAAAAGAACAUAUGGAAUUAUUAAGAUUAAUUUUCCAUAAAUUGUUGAAAGCAGGUUUAAAAAUUCAAUUAAAAAAGUGUGGUUUUUUUCAAAGAAAAAUUUGUUAUUUAGGGUUCAUAAUUGAUAGCCGAGGUAUUCAUACUUCGCCAGAAAAAAUAAAUGCAAUUCGUAAAGUUGAAACCCCAAGAUCAGAUACAAAUUUAAAAGCCUUUUUAGGUUUGGUAAAUUAUUAUUCCAAAUUUAUCGAAAAUAUUUCUCAUAAAUUAGCUCCAUUAUAUGCAUUGCUAAAGAAAAAUAAAAAUUUUGAGUGGAAAAAACCGCAACAAGAAGCUUUCGAAAAUAUUAAAAGAGAAUUAGUUUCGGCAAACGUGUUAGUUCAUUAUAACUCUAAUUUACCCUGAUAUUAGCUAGUGAUGCUAGUAUGUUAGGAAUUGGGGCCGUGCUAUCUCACGAAUUUCCUAAUGGAGAUGUCAGGCUCAUUGCGUUUGUCUCGAGGACAUUAUCGGAAUCAGAAAAGGCAUACAGCCAAAUCGAAAAAGAAGCUUUAUCGAUUAUCUUUGGGGUAACCAAGUUUCACCAGUAUAUUUAUGGGAGAUCUUUUACAUUAUUGACGGAUCAUAAACCGUUAAUAAGUAUUUUUGGCGACAAAAAAGGAAUACCCAUUUUUGCAGCAAGUAGGCUGCAAAGAUGGAGCAUUAUUUUAGCAACAUAUCUUUUUAAGAUUAAAUUUAUUAAAUCCGGAGAUAAUUGCAUAGCUGAUGCAUUGUCACGAUUACCUGUGGAUGUCCAAAAUAAAAUUGAAGUAGAUAACAGUCACAUAUUUUAUUUAAAUGAAGAUUUAGUAAUAGAUUUCAAAGUAAUUUCUAGAGAAACAAAGAAGGAUUUAAUUUUGAACCAAAUUAUAGGAUUUUGUUUACACGGUUGGCCUGAGGCAAAGGACACAAAAUUAAUAUGUUAUUACCAAAAGAAAGAUCAAUUACAUGUUGUACAGGAGUGUUUACUUUGGGGAUAUCGUAUCGUAAUACCAACAUCUCUAAGAGAAUCAAUUUUGAGGGAGUUACAUCGUUCUCAUUUGGGGAUAAAUAAAUGCAAAUCGCUUGCACGUUCUUAUGUUUAUUGGCCGGGUAUCGAUGAAGAUAUUUGCAAAAUUUGUGCGGCAUGUAAAAUUUGCAGUAAAUUCAAGGACAUACUCCAAAAGACAACCUUAUCGCCCUGGCCUAGUCCAAAUAACCCUUGGUCACGAAUACAUAUUGACUUUUUGGGACCCAUAAAUGAUAAAAAAUUUUUAGUAGUAAUAGAUUCAUUUACUAAAUGGUUGGAAGUUUUCGAAAUGAAUAAUACUCUAGCUUAUAGUACGAUUUUUAAAUUAAGAAAACUUUUUUCAACUUUUGGUUUACCUGAUACAUUGGUUUCGGAUAAUGGACCCCCAUUUGCGUCCACAGAAUUCAAAUCAUUUUUAUUAAAUAAUGGGAUUAGGCAUUUAACUAUAGCUCCUUACCAUCCUGCUAGUAACGGCGCAGCCGAAAACGCAGUAAAAACAGUAAAACAAGCGUUAAUCAAGGCAAAUUAUGAAAGACAGAACUUAGACAUUUUUUUAUCACUUUUAUUUGAUUAUCGCAAUACACAACACAGUAUAACAAAUCAAAGUCCAGCAGAGGCUAUGUUCGAGAAGCUCAAGUGUCGUUUGGACUUAUUAAUGCCCGAUAAAAACUUAAGUAUUGAAAGGUCUCAAGCUAAGCAGAUACAAAAUUACGGUGGAAAACCAAGAGAAUUUGUUUCUGGAGACAAGGUUUUAGUAAAAGAGUACUCCAUAACAAAUAAAUCGACCUGGGAGGAAGGAACCAUAAUAUCUAAGGUAGGAAAUGUAAUGUACGAAGUUGAGUCUUCGAGAGAUGGAAAGAGUAAAAAAAGACAUUCUGAUCAAAUUAAAAAUCAGGUUAUUAUGGGCUCUGAACCAUCUGACGAAAAUUCAACUGAUAGAUUUAAUAACAAACAAGACAAAAUAGAUUUUUCUGUUAAAAACGAGGAAAAUGAAAACGAUAAUAAUAAUGAUGUAGACGCUCUAAUAGAAGAGACGCCUGCUAGGUAUAAUUUAAGACCUCGAAAAAAUGUAUAAUGGCUUCAUUUCUUAUAUUUUGAAUUAUUUUCUUUUCUGAUUUUAUAUAUAGCUAUGUUAUGAAAUUAGUUGUUAAAUAGGGGUAAGGGUGUAACGUUGUGAGUUUAAUUCUUAGGUAGAACAUCUGUUGAUUUCACAUCUGUUGUUAUUACUGAUAAAAUAAAUCAGUUUCAAUCCAAA
Molecule: messenger RNA, 6865 nt
Organism: Harmonia axyridis
Lineage: Eukaryota; Metazoa; Arthropoda; Insecta; Coleoptera; Coccinellidae
Biological process (GO): DNA integration
Molecular function (GO): nucleic acid binding
Source: RefSeq, a predicted model, not a curated record